Molecule: messenger RNA, 1767 nt
Organism: Trachymyrmex septentrionalis
Lineage: Eukaryota; Metazoa; Arthropoda; Insecta; Hymenoptera; Formicidae
Exons: 4
Coding region: 694-1167 (157 amino acids)
Biological process (GO): negative regulation of cAMP-dependent protein kinase activity
Cellular component (GO): nucleus; cytoplasm
Molecular function (GO): cAMP-dependent protein kinase inhibitor activity
Source: RefSeq, a predicted model, not a curated record
CCGCAGUCGGUGUGCUCGCCGUUUCCACCGUUUGUCGCGUCUCCGCGACUAGCUCAUAAACCAUCCGCGUAAAUUCGCGCGCGGGACCGUUUGUGCUGCUGCGCCUGAUUGAAAGCGGCGGCGGUCGGACCGCCGCCGCCACUGUCGCUGGCUGUCGCUGCCGCGCGACGCGACGCGGCGCGGCGCGGCGCCCUGACGCGUCCGUCGCACGUGCACGCGUCCUGACGCGUCCACGACAGAGAAUAUCCGUGGGAGACUGGGAGUAUCGAUUCGUUUGAGAAAGACAGAAGGAACAUACAACACAAAGAGAGAAAGAGAAUAUAUAUCCGCUCCGCGUUUCGCGUGCGGUAGCGCGGCGUCGCGUCGCGUUGCGUUGCGUUGCGACGCGCGACGCCUCGGCGACACGCAAUUUCACAUUCGCGCCCGUCGGCACUGUCGGUGGUAGGCGAGACGGAAGAGAAGGAGGAGACCGGAGUAUAUCGGAGUAGGAGUAUAGACAACGGCGACGGCGGCGGUGGCGGCGUCACCACACGCGCGUACCGGGGCCUAACGAACUCGUGUGCUCGUGUGUUGUAACAACGAGCGUCGACGCCGCGUCACGCGGCGGUGUGGCCGCGCGAUAACGCAAACACGAGAGAGGGACGCACAGUGGCGGCCGGCGACGCCGUAACACGCAGCAACGUCACGUCCCCGAUGGUGAAGCUGCGCAAAGUAUUGCCCGACGACGGCGGCGGCAGCAGUUCCUCGCGGCAGCGACUGUUCCUCGCCGCGGCGGCAGAUUGCCUCGCUACUUCCGGCUAUGCGUCGCGCAAGGGAUAUCGAAGGAAGCUUACACGUGCAAAAGUGCUGAGGAUGCUGACGCCAAGAAGAGCGGAGGUAGGCCCCGAGGAAAUCGGGGACGGGCCCGGUGACAAGGGUACGAGCAGCGCGACGAGCGGCUCGGUCACACCAGGCGGUUCCUACGAAAACGGCGAUAACUCGAAGGAGUUCCUGUCGACCGGAAGGACCGGGAGGAGGAAUGCGUUACCGAAUAUCCUUGGUCGACACGCCGAGACUGGCCUUUCCGAUUUAUCAGAUCGUUUCGAGGAACUGUCCACUCACACAGAUCAUUCUACCAAAAGCGGGCAGGAUCCGAAUAUACCAAGCACCUCGAAACAACACGGCUGACAUGUUCGUGAGGCUUCGUAGCGGAUCUUGCUGUCGCGACAUACUGAGCCUUCCCAUCACCGAUGACGAUGAGGAUGCAAUGGAAGCACGUAUCGUUUCUGUGAACAAAAUCCUCGAACACUCUUUGACUCACUUAUUAACUGUUACUAACGCGAUAGAAUAUAUCGGAUAAUACGACUGACACGCAUAAACGAUGAAUUUAAUGACGUUUUGUCAUGUCUGCUAGGGAAUGUUAGAAAAUAAAAAUACGGGAAAUUGACAGAGUUUGAACUCAAAGUGAACUGAAGGAAAAUUGAAGGUUUCAAUUCAAGAAAUCGUAAAAUUGUAAAUUGUAAGACAGCUUUGCAGGUAUAUCUUACAAAUUAUGGAUUUAAUUUGUUUGUACAAUAUAAAGAAUUUUUCGAAUAGCUCUCAAAGGGAACCAAUGAUUUUUUGCCGUUAAGGUAAGAUCGACUUGCCUCUCGAAUAAAGAAAUACCAACAGGAUUAGUUUUGCCAGAAAAAGUCCAAUAGCUUUCGUGAAAUGUUAGAAUCAUGCACGUUUAAAAGUGAGAUAUGCUUUAACUCAUUAUCAGUGAAAAACGAAAGCAGAUAAAUAAAU